GCUCAACAAAAUCUUUAUACCCGCUUUAAAAAUUCCUUCUCUUCCAGAAUAAAUAUAUGUUUGAAGAUAACGUGAGAAGGCAGCCUGGGAUGGCUCCCUGAAGAAGAGAGGAGAAAGAUACUUAAAAGUGAAAGAAAUGUAAAGACCCUGGGUUGAUACGCUCGUAAAGUGCACGCACAGGCUCCUCCCCCUCACAAAGAUGGCGGCGCCCAGAGAGGAGUCGGACCGUUCCGGACCUAGCUCCGGGCUGGUGGAGACGGCGCUGGUGGCUCUGGAAGCUGACAAUGAGCCGGGUAAGCAGCUGGAGCGACUGCAGGAGCUUACGGGGCUGUUCCGUGAGCAGCGGCACCGAGAAACAGCGUCCAAGCGGGUCUUUCAGGACAUCCAACAAAUCCUGACAAAAUCCUCCCAUGAGGUAGAGCAGGCGUGCGGGGAGGCGGGCCGCCUGGUGUACCUGGACCCCCACCUGCAGCUCAUUGCGGAGUGUUUCCGCUGCCUGAGGAACGCUUGUGUGCAGUGCCCUGGGAACCAGGCCUUGAUCAGGGACUCGGAGUUGAUCGGCACCUCGGUGAAGCUGGUGGAUUUAUUUCAGAAACUGAAUGGCAUUAAGCAGGAAUCCCAGUUGCCAGCCUUUCGCUGUGGCCUGCAGUUCCUGGGUAAUGCCGUGGCAGGAAAUGAGGCUUCUCAGAGGAUGCUGUGGAAAGAUGCCUUCCCAGAUCUCUUCCUGGGCUGCCUCACUUAUCCGGAUGAGAAGAUCGUCACCUUCUCUUGCAUGAUCCUGUUCACGUGUCUGAACUCCGAGAGGCUGAAGGACCUUCAGAGCGGAAAUGUGGCUGUAGCUCUGAGAGUUGUCCGGGCCUACCAGAAGCAGGCAGAUGCUGAAUGGGCGUUCUUGAUCAUUUCAGACUAUUUGCUGAAAAGUCCAGAACUGGUGAACUCCCUGUAUGCUAGGCUGAGCCAUCAGGAAAGGGUGACGCUGCUCGAUCUCAUGAUAGCCAAGCUCAUAGGGGAUGAGCCGCUGACCGGUGAGGACACAGCUGCAUUUCUAAGUCACGCCCGAUUUGUGGCAAGCAAAUUCCAGGAGAAAUGCAAGUCUGUGCUGAAGCUUGCCUCCUCCAGCCACAAUGGUGAUGAGGAAGCCCUGACUACCAUUAGGCUUCUCCAUGUCCUUUGUGAAAUGAGUGCCAACUGUGACCUGCUGCCCUCCUUACAAGCUUUCCCUGGGCUCCUCGAGACAGCAGUUGAGACCUUGCAGAUGGCUCACUUGGCAGGGAAGCAGACCCCAAAUGUCUUCACCACUUCUCCCUGUGUGCGUGGAGAAGGGGACAUCUCCAACCCUGUGGCAGGGUUCAAGUCCCACCUCAUUCGCCUCAUUGGCAACUUGUGCUAUAAAGAUAAGAAUAACCAAGACAAGGUGUACCAAUUAGAUGGUAUUCCCCUGAUUCUGGACAGCUGCUGCAUGGAUGACAACAAUCCCUUUCUGAAUCAGUGGGCAGUGUAUGCCAUUCGAAAUCUAACUGAGCAGAAUAAGAGAAACCAAGAACUAAUUGCAAAGAUGGAAAACCACGGCCUGGCAGAUACAGCCAUAUUGAAGAAAAUGGGUCUAGAAGUUGAACAACAAGACAGGAAGCUUAUUCUGAGGUCCACAAGAAAAGCUUCUGGUGGUGAAUAAUCCUACCACCUGACUCAUGGCUCCUGGCUUCCUGAGAUGUGCCAUUACUGCAGGACAUGAAGUGACAAGGAUCUGAAGAAUAUCUGACUAGUUCAAAGGCAAGAAGGUCUGAAAUCUGAGGAUAACAGAAUUGGAUACUUGUGGGCCCUGGUGUGCCCACAGAUGUCAGGCAAAUGGUCCAUUAGGCAGUUUUUGCCUUAGAUUUGCCAUCUAUUUAAGUAACACAAUAGGUUGUCAUCUGUAAAAGUGCACCCACUGAGAGACCUUCAGAAACCAAAGAUCAGUCCUUUAGCACAGUGCCUGGCACAUAAUAGACACUUAACAUUUAUUGCCUACCUUCAUCCAGUGUGUUUCUGUCUGGGUAUGUGUUUAUAAUGGUGCAGGGCAGUGCAGUGCAGUGUGAUAGAGAGAGCACAAGACCUUGGGUGAAUCCCACUCUGGAUAUUACUCCCUAUGUGAAUAUUUAUGUGAGCCAGUUUCUCUUUUUUCUUUUCUUUUUUUUUUAAACUCUUACUUUCU
Messenger RNA from Gracilinanus agilis (Agile Gracile Mouse Opossum), 2191 nucleotides. Its product is annotated as ataxin-10-like. Lineage: Eukaryota; Metazoa; Chordata; Mammalia; Didelphimorphia; Didelphidae. The transcript has 2 exons. Gene Ontology annotation, cellular component: cytosol. Gene Ontology annotation, biological process: neuron projection development. The record is from RefSeq and is a predicted model, not a curated record. Bases 200 to 1672 code for a protein of 490 amino acids.